This is a messenger RNA of Komagataella phaffii GS115, 1842 nucleotides long. RefSeq names its product Cytoplasmic ATPase that is a ribosome-associated molecular chaperone. The transcript has a single exon. Gene Ontology annotation, molecular function: heat shock protein binding; ATP binding; misfolded protein binding. Gene Ontology annotation, cellular component: cytoplasm; plasma membrane; nucleus. Bases 1 to 1842 code for a protein of 613 amino acids. The record is from RefSeq and is a predicted model, not a curated record. Gene Ontology annotation, biological process: cellular response to unfolded protein; protein refolding; vesicle-mediated transport. Lineage: Eukaryota; Fungi; Ascomycota; Pichiomycetes; Pichiales; Pichiaceae.
AUGGCUGACGGUGUUUUCCAAGGUGCUAUUGGUAUCGAUUUAGGUACCACCUAUUCAUGUGUUGCUACUUACGACUCCGCAGUGGAGAUCAUUGCCAACGAGCAAGGUAACCGUGUUACUCCUUCCUUCGUUGCUUUCACUCCUGAAGAGAGAUUGAUUGGUGACGCUGCUAAGAACCAAGCUGCUUUAAACCCAAAGAACACUGUUUUUGACGCUAAGCGUUUGAUUGGUAGAGCCUUUGAUGACGAGUCUGUCCAAAAGGACAUCAAGUCUUGGCCAUUCAAGGUUGUCAACGACAACGGUAACCCAUUGAUUGAGGUUGAGUACUUGGGUGAGACCAAGCAAUUCUCUCCUCAGGAAAUUUCGUCCAUGGUUUUGACCAAGAUGAAGGAGGUCGCUGAGGCUAAGAUCGGUCAAAAGGUCGAGAAGGCUGUUGUCACCGUCCCAGCUUACUUCAACGAUGCUCAAAGACAAGCUACUAAAGACGCUGGUGCCAUUUCUGGUCUGAACGUUUUGCGUAUCAUCAACGAACCUACUGCCGCCGCCAUUGCUUACGGUCUUGGUGCUGGUAAGUCUGAGGAGGAGAAGCACGUUUUGAUUUUCGAUUUGGGUGGAGGAACUUUCGAUGUUUCCCUGUUGCACAUUGCUGGUGGUGUCUUCACUGUUAAGGCCACUGCUGGUGACACCCACUUGGGUGGUCAGGACUUUGACACCAACUUGUUGGAGUUCUUCAAGAAGGAAUUCCAGAAGAAGACCGGUAAGGACAUCUCCGACGAUGCCAGAGCCUUGAGAAGAUUGAGAACUGCUUGUGAGCGUGCUAAGAGAACUUUGUCUUCUGUUGCUCAGACCACGGUUGAAGUCGACUCCUUGUUCGAUGGUGAAGACUUCACUGCUGAAAUCUCCAGAGCUAAAUUCGAGGCUAUCAACGCUGAUUUGUUCAAGUCUACUUUGGAGCCUGUUGAACAAGUUUUGAAGGACUCAAAGAUCGAGAAAUCCAAGGUCGAUGACGUCGUCUUGGUUGGUGGUUCCACCAGAAUUCCAAAGGUCCAAAAGCUGUUGUCUGACUUCUUCGAUGGUAAGCAAUUGGAGAAAUCCAUCAACCCUGAUGAGGCUGUCGCUUACGGUGCCGCCGUUCAAGGUGCUAUUUUGACCGGUCAAUCUACCUCUGAAGAGACCAAGGACUUGUUGUUGUUGGAUGUUAUCCCUCUUUCUUUGGGUGUUGCCAUGCAAGGUAACGUCUUUGCCCCAGUUGUUCCAAGAAACACCACUGUCCCAACUAUCAAGAGAAGAACUUUCACCACUGUUGACGACCACCAAACCACUGUUCAAUUCCCAGUUUACCAGGGUGAGCGUGUCAACUGUUCUGAGAACACCUUGUUGGGUGAGUUCGACUUGAAGAACAUUCCUCCUAUGUCUGCUGGUGAGCCAGUGUUGGAGGCUAUCUUUGAGAUUGAUGCCAACGGUAUCUUGAAGGUUACCGCUGUCGAGAAGUCUACCGGAAGAUCUGCCAACAUCACUAUUUCUAACUCUAUUGGUAGAUUGUCUUCUUCCGAGAUCGAAAAGAUGAUCAACGAUGCUGACAAGUUCAAGAAGGCUGACGAGGACUUCGCUAACCGUCACGAAUCCAAACAGAAGUUGGAGGCUUACGUUUCCUCCAUUGAGUCUACCAUCACUGACCCAAUUUUGUCUUCCAAGCUAAAGAGAAGUGCUAAGGACAAGAUCGAGUCUGCUUUGUCUGACGCUUUGGCUGCUUUGGAGCUAGAAGAUGCUUCCGGUGAUGACUUCAGAAAAGCUGAAUUGGCAUUGAAACGUGUGGUUACCAAGGCUAUGGCAACCCGUUAA